Molecule: messenger RNA, 4562 nt
Organism: Pocillopora meandrina
Lineage: Eukaryota; Metazoa; Cnidaria; Anthozoa; Scleractinia; Pocilloporidae
Source: the annotation of a GenBank genome assembly
AUGGCGGACGGAAAGGACAUGAAGAAGUUCUUGGCAAAUCAUCCUCAUUUUGAACUUUUCAGAGAUGACCAGAUGAGGGAGAAGGUAUUCAAAUGGUUUAAUUAAUAAUGAAGUCACUCUUUUGACGUUUUCUCUUCAAUUCUGAAGGACUGCAGAAAAUGUGAUAAUUUACACCAACACGCUUCGUAAGGGUAGAAGGAGACAACAAAUCAGGGUCAGAUUUGUUAAUCACGAGUAUAAUUUCAGACAGAAUUGGACAACUCGAAGUCCUGUAACCAGUUCAUAAAAAAUCUGACAAAAUUUUAGAAAGAAGCUAGACAUCGCGUAUACUUUUUCAUGAAAAGAAAAAACAAGAGUAACUCAGGGAAAUGCACGACAACAACGCGCACAAAUGACGCAUGCUGCCCACUCACACGAAUAUGACGCGUCAACUGUCCUAUUACACUGUCCAAUUACAAGCAUGACGUGAACACUGUCCUAUAAGUGCUCAAAUCAAGCUGGUGAUUAACCAAUCACGUCCAAGAAUUUUGUUAUAGUUUUGAUUAAUGAUGGUAAUAGGACCGAGUGGAGUCCAAUUCGGUCUUUAAUCAUGCGAUUGAUGAACAAAAUCGGACGACUUUGAGGCAGGAGUCAGAUUUGUCAAUUAUAAGUACGAGUUCAGACAGAAUUGAAUGUUGCAAAGUGCUGUUACCAGGUAAUAAUAACUCUGACAAAAUUUGAGAUUUGAAACUAGACAUCACUUAUACUUUUUCAUAAAAGGAAAAAAACAACAGUUAACUUAGGGAAAUGCACAACAACAGCACACACAAAUGACACAUACUGUCCACUUACACAGGCGUGACAUGUCAACUGUCCUAUUAUACUGUCCAAUUGCAAGCAUGAUGUGUACACUUUCCUCUAGGUGCUCAAAUCAGGCUGGUGAUCAACCAAUCACAUCCUAGAAUUUUGUUAUAGUUUUGAUUAAGUUAAAAACCAUACAAGUGAAGUUUGUCUGUGAAUACAGGUGAUUACAGGGACCUUAGGUAGGACUUGUGGAACUCUUCAAAAAAAAAAAUUGGGGGCUUAUUUUACCUGCUUUGGGUUUUAACACUGGAUCUCAAUGUAAAUAGAACAAUGAUUAUCCACUUGUGACUUGCAGCCACAUUUGUUAUGAGGUAGAAUAAUAGAAUAAAACAUAAACAAGGAAAUUUCAUAUUCAGUCAGUUGCCUAAUAGCUGUUUCUCCUAAAAUAGAUGCCCCUUUUGAAUAAGGGGGCUCUCAGUGAGCAUAAAUUCAUCACAGGUGUCCUUUUCAAAUAAAUGCAUCAGCCUCUCAGUACUGAAACUAACACUGCAGAGAAUGUAUAGUGAAAUUAUUGAAAGUUCCCUCCCCCCAACCCCCUUAGUCAAGCAUCCCCCUUGAGUACAAGCCCCACAUUAUGUUUUCACAUCUUAUCUUUUGGUAACUUCGCGGCCUGGGUGCUAUCGGAAGGAUUUGUUGUCAGCCAACUUUCUCUGUCUAUCAGAGAGUCUCUACAAAUAAUGUGAAUCUCUCCAGCUCUCCUUUAAGUUUCCUAAAUCUCCAAGAAAAAAAUAAAUUUAGACAUUUUAAUGAUUUUGCUUUCUUUGUAAGGAUGGCUUUAUAUUUGCGAAAUGUUCAUGAUUCUGAGAGAAAGAAGCCAGGACAAAGUGAUCAUAUAACAGACUAAACCCUUUAUACCCUAACAUCAGUAUGCAUAUUCUCCACACUGUACCUGGUUUCUAUAGAUUUGCUGACAAGGAGAGUUUUUUUAACAAUCAAGUAGUUCUUUAGUUGGUGAUCAUUUCCUCUAUUCUCAUGACCUAUGUAUGUGUUCCAGAGGUGACAUUGUAAGGAGAAAUUAGAUGCUAGUCUAUAUUUGAGGUGGGUCAGGGGUGGGAGGGAAGCUGUAAGGUAUUAACUAAAAUCAUACUUCUCUACUUUUCAGACUUCCUAAGGUUGGCAUUUUUGAUAUUUCUUCAUGCAACCAGUGCAGUCUAUCUUAAUGUUUAGUUUCACUUAUUAAAUUCUUUCCUUGUGAUGUUAGAUCAGAUGUAAAUUAACUGGACAUGAGUUACCAGCAAGACUGACAGACCUUGAAAACUAUAUUAAAGGGAAGAAGUAUCAGAGACUAAGUAAGGCAAUUCCUGAUGAAUCCCCUGGGUAUGAAGAAUACAAGGAAUACUUAGUGCCAAGUGGAAAAAAGGGGUAAUGAUAUCAUAUUUGUUAUGCUAUGAUAAGAGCAAACUUAUGCUUCUGGUAAUGGUGUAUGUUGACGAAAGGAAGGCACAUACCUUCCUGCAGAACUUUGGAUUGUAAAAGUGUGACAAGAAAGAGCACAAGUACCUUGUCACUUCAAACUUGUUGUUAUUAUUAUUGUGUUCAGAUGUAGAUUCAAAACUCAAGAAGGUUUAAGUGUAGUUGAAGUGUAACCUUACUCUAUACACUAAUUCAUAUACUUGUGGCAGAAAGACAGAAUUCAAAACGAUUUGAAUUUGGAGAAAGGGGGAUACAUGAGCCACUGUCCCCUUUAAGUCCUAUUCAACAUUCAUGUUCCCAUUCCUCCUGAUUGUCAAUAUUUCAUUAAAAAAAUAAACUGUCAAUGGUCUAUGUCAUUAAAGCCACUACAUGCCCCAUGAGCUCAGAACUUUUUCUUUAGUGUUUGCGGAUGUACAAGAAAACAACAGUUAUAUACAGGAAAAACAACUGAGAUCUGACAAUGGAUCCCCAUCAUUCAAUUUGCUUGUAAACUAUUCAUGUCUUGCAUUGGUCUCCUAGAGGAGGAAGCGUUUUGGGUACUUGUUAGAAUGUGAUAUAUUAUAAUUGUUGAAAUCUUGUCAAAACCAUAUAUUGUGUAUGGUUACUUAAUUGUGUGUUUUUUAACAUUACAAAUCUUGUAGCAAUCAGUUACAUUGCCAGUUGACCAAGAAAUACAUAAACAAUGCUCCACAUCAUAUUCAAAGACACGUCACUGGAAAACGCUUCAAACGUGCGUUGGAAAAACGUAAGGUUUUCUUAUGCUUUAGUAUCGUUGGUGACUCUCAUCAGAAAUUCAGAUUAAAUUGAUUGAUCCUCUCGUGUCAGUUAUAAAAGACAAGAACCUUGAAUCUGAGGAUGCAGACGAAGACAUGUGGGUUCCGUCUGACCUUGAAUCAGAAUCAGAACCUGACGAAGAAGAUGGAGAGGAAAAGAUGGACGAGGGUGACUCUGGUGGAGAAUUCUCUUCAGAAGGUGGCGUAUCAUGACAACAAAAUAUUUACAAGAUUUAGUUUGUACUCUUGUCUUUCCUCCCUCAAAUUGAGACCUCAGUACGUGGCCUACGAAUAAUUUCCAACGAGUAGUGGUCUGUUAAUUCUUAAUUUAUCUGAGUUGUCUAAGUGUGAUUUGACGAUUGUGCUUUGCAGUGUAUAACCGUAACUUUGGACUACCCCUUCUCUGAGGAAAGUCCGUCGGGCGACAAAAAAUAAAUAAACGAACAAAAUUUUGAGAAUUUUCUUCCUGAUUGCUUUUAACUUGCGAUAUGUACUUUGCCGAGAUCGACAGCACGUAACUUUGUAAUGUUUCCAAGUCAAGAACGGGCAGUGGGCUGUUUAUUUGUGUUUUCUUAAUUAAUUGAAGUCACUUUUUAGAAUACCGUGUCUUUCUUCUAACAAUUGAUUUUAUGUUCAGAUGAGGAUGAUACAUAUGAGAAAAAAAAUCAAAGUGGAUUGAAAAGAACGCUUAAGGUAAAGUAACUUUCUCUGUGAGCCAACACUGAAUGAGAUUGAACUAAGUUACAAUAUCAGUAGAGGUGUUUAUCAAUGUUUCUCUUUGCCUCCUGCGCUGAUAUUUUGUUAUUCAACGCAAGAAGGCUCUUGCCCCAUGAAAGAUGUCGAAUCUGACUAACUUGAAGUGCAAUUCCGUCAUCUCACCAGUUUUCAGUUAAACGUCUCCUAGUUCCUGUUUGUAUUACAAGUGGAACGAAGCACUUUUUUUAUGCUGAUUGGCUCUAUAUUCAUCGUUCAAUUUCACACCAAUAAUGGUUGUUUUUUUUGCCAACAGGAAACUAGCAAGAGUAAACCGACCAAAAGAGUGAAGGGAAGCGUAACUGGAAAUUUGCCAAAGGACGAGGAUACAAAAAACCUUAAAACAACGAAAGACAGGAAGAAAACUAUGAAAUCGUAACCUGAGCAACUAAGACCAAUUCUUUUUUUCAAAAAUCUACCACCUACUGAAGCGAGAGUGUGUGAUAUCACUAUUGUCAAUUGCACACUUCGAUAAGUAGCACGACAGAAGUCCAAAUUUGAACGUCAUCAGACAACGAUAUGUGUGUCACGGAAGCGUCUCGCUUCCUUGGAAAAAGUUAUGGCAUACAGUUUGAACAAGUUUUCAAGACAAUAGACAAGGUUCGCUAAAGUCUUUGAACAUCAACAAUUCGUCUUCCUCAAAGGAUAAAUACGCUGAUUGAGGCACGAAGAAAACAAACACAAACAGUUUCCUUUGAGAAUGCGGAUGGUUGUUUUACUCCCUUCAUUGUAAAUGUAUUUACAAAUAAGAUGAUUAAGUACAACUGAAUGACGUUAGCG